Messenger RNA from Dromiciops gliroides (monito del monte), 5455 nucleotides. RefSeq names its product calcium dependent secretion activator (gene CADPS). The transcript is spliced from 33 exons. Gene Ontology annotation, biological process: positive regulation of exocytosis; synaptic vesicle exocytosis; dense core granule exocytosis. Lineage: Eukaryota; Metazoa; Chordata; Mammalia; Microbiotheria; Microbiotheriidae. Gene Ontology annotation, cellular component: glutamatergic synapse. The coding region runs from base 849 to 5018 and encodes 1389 amino acids. The record is from RefSeq and is a predicted model, not a curated record.
GUUUCUUCUUCUUCUCCCUGUCGCCUCCAAACACAGAGAACCUUAGAGAAUGCGAUAUCUCCAAGUAGGGUCGCUUUCCUUUUUACAACGCUACCAAAGGAAGGUCCACGCCCCUUCCAAUUCUCUCUCGAGAAGGCAUCACUUACCUGCGUUCCUCCCACCUCCAGAACUUUGCCUGUGUUUGUGAGGUAGGUAGGUUGUGGACAUUAGGAGAGAAAAGUAUAUCAGGAGGUUAUGAAAUAGGAGUCUAGAAGUGGCGAUAAGGGACAUGGAGGCUGACGUGACGGGAAUAGGAGAGGCAGCAGGAUGAGCGAGCACCCUGGAGUCCUCCCUACACCCGCCGCCCAGUCCUUGGCAGCGGUCCCCUCCUCUGCGGGCACUGGAGAGUUAAGCCCAUCGACACGUAAGCGCCGCUCCCUCCCCAAUCCGUAAACUGCUUCUCCUGCACUUAGCUGCAUCGCCUGCUUGCUACAUUCGGCAUCCUUUUGGGCUGCGGCUGACAUCCAGCUGCUAGGUCAGGGCUCCCACUUGAUUGCCAUUACCAACAUUUAUCAUAUGGACUAUAGCCUUUGCUCCCCCUCCUUCUCUUCCCCUUCCUCCUCCCCCUCGUCCUCCUCCACUACGUGCUGCUGGCUCUGAGCUCGCAAUCCUAGCAGGGCAGAGCCCCGGAUCGCCUGGUGGAGGAGGGAGCACAAGCAGCUGCUCCGUAGCUGGCUGCUCGCUACUCGCCGGCGAUUCUCCUUGGAAAGCCCGCCCGAGAAAGCCGAGCCCCGACUGCCUCCCUCGCCCCACCCUAUACACCUUUGGCCCUUCGGGGGCUCUAGGGACCCCCGUCCCCGACCGCCACCAUGCUGGACCCCUCGUCCAGCGAAGAGGAAUCCGAUGAAAUCGUAGAGGAAGAGAGCAGCAAGGAGGUGCUGGCCUCCGGAGCCUCCGGAGCGCGCCUGUCACCCAGCCGGACAAGCGACGGCGCGGGCGGCGGCGGGGCCGGGCUCGGCGGCGGGGCGGGCGCCGGGGCCGGCGCGGGCGCAGGGGGCAGUGCUGCGACCGGCGCCGGGGCCGGGGGGCUGCAGCCCGGCAGCCGAGGUGGCGGCGCAGGCAGCGGCGCUGGCGGCGGCGGCGGCGGUCGGCCCUCCAGCCCCAGCCCGUCGGUGGUAAGCGAGAAGGAGAAGGAAGAGCUGGAGAAGCUGCAGAAGGAAGAGGAGGAGCGGAAGAGGAAGCUGCAGCUCUAUGUCUUCGUGAUGCGCUGCAUCGCCUACCCCUUCAACGCCAAGCAGCCCACCGACAUGGCCCGGCGACAGCAGAAGAUCAGCAAACAGCAGCUGCAAACAGUCAAAGACCGUUUCCAGGCCUUCCUCAAUGGAGAGACUCAGAUUGUGGCUGAUGAAGCCUUCAUGAAUGCUGUUCAGAGUUACUAUGAGGUGUUCCUUAAGAGUGACCGGGUGGCCCGGAUGGUACAGAGUGGUGGGUGCUCAGCCAACGACUCCAGGGAGGUCUUCAAAAAGCACAUAGAAAAGAGGGUGCGGAGCCUUCCAGAGAUUGAUGGCCUCAGCAAGGAGACAGUGUUAAGCUCCUGGAUGGCUAAAUUUGAUGCCAUUUACCGUGGAGAGGAAGACCCCCGAAAACAACAGGCCAGAAUGACUGCUAGUGCGGCCUCAGAGCUAAUCCUGAGCAAGGAGCAGCUCUAUGAGAUGUUUCAGAACAUCCUGGGGAUCAAGAAGUUUGAACACCAACUCCUGUACAAUGCCUGUCAGUUGGAUAAUCCUGAUGAGCAAGCCGCACAAAUCCGCCGGGAGCUGGAUGGACGCCUUCAAAUGGCUGACCAAAUAGCCAGGGAGCGCAAGUUUCCCAAAUUUGUGUCCAAAGAAAUGGAGAAUAUGUACAUUGAAGAAUUGAAAUCAUCAGUCAACUUGCUAAUGGCAAAUUUGGAGAGCAUGCCAGUGUCAAAAGGCGGUGAAUUCAAGCUUCAGAAACUGAAACGAAGCCAUAACACAUCCAUCAUUGACAUGGGAGAAGAGAACGAAAACCAGCUCUCCAAAUCUGAUGUUGUUCUGUCCUUCUCUCUGGAGGUUGUGAUCAUGGAAGUUCAAGGCCUAAAGUCUUUGGCCCCCAACCGCAUUGUGUAUUGUACCAUGGAGGUAGAAGGAGGAGAAAAACUCCAGACAGAUCAAGCUGAAGCUUCUAAGCCAACGUGGGGGACACAAGGUGACUUCUCCACAAGCCACGCCCUGCCAGCUGUAAAGGUGAAGCUGUUCACUGAAAGCACAGGUGUCCUGGCCUUGGAGGACAAAGAACUCGGUCGGGUUGUUCUCCGUCCUACCCCCAACAGCCCCAAACAGUCAGAAUGGCAUAAAAUGACAGUUUCCAAAAACUGCCCUGAUCAAGAUCUGAAAAUUAAACUUGCUGUCCGAAUGGAUAAACCUCAAAACAUGAAGCAUUCUGGGUAUUUGUGGGCCAUUGGUAAGAAUGUUUGGAAGAGAUGGAAGAAAAGGUUCUUUGUAUUGGUCCAGGUCAGCCAGUACACAUUUGCCAUGUGCAGUUACCGAGAGAAAAAGGCCGAGCCUCAGGAACUUCUGCAGCUGGAUGGCUACACCGUAGACUACACUGACCCCCAGCCAGGUUUGGAAGGAGGCCGAGCCUUCUUCAAUGCAGUUAAAGAAGGGGAUACAGUGAUUUUUGCCAGCGACGAUGAACAGGAUCGAAUCCUGUGGGUCCAAGCCAUGUACCGGGCCACUGGCCAGUCCCACAAGCCUGUGCCCCCAACUCAAGUUCAAAAGCUAAAUGCCAAGGGAGGAAACGUACCUCAGCUAGACGCACCAAUCUCUCAAUUUUCUGGACUCAAGGAUGCAGAUAGAGCUCAAAAACAUGGCAUGGAUGAAUUUAUCUCUUCCAAUCCCUGUAACUUUGACCACGCUUCCCUCUUUGAGAUGGUGCAGCGCCUAACUUUGGACCACAGACUAAAUGAUUCCUAUUCUUGCCUGGGCUGGUUCAGUCCAGGCCAGGUAUUUGUACUAGAUGAGUACUGUGCAAGAAAUGGAGUCAGAGGCUGUCACAGACAUCUCUGCUACCUCAGUGACCUCCUUGAAAGAGCUGAAAAUGGAGCCAUGAUUGAUCCCACACUGCUACAUUACAGCUUUGCCUUCUGUGCAUCCCACGUUCAUGGGAACAGGCCUGAUGGAAUAGGAACUGUGACAGUUGAAGAAAAAGAACGCUUUGAAGAAAUCAAAGAGAGACUCCGAGUUCUUCUGGAAAAUCAAAUCACACAUUUUAGGUAUUGCUUUCCAUUUGGCCGACCUGAAGGAGCAUUAAAAGCUACACUCUCUCUUUUGGAAAGGGUUUUGAUGAAAGACAUUGUUACCCCAGUGCCACAAGAGGAGGUAAAAAUGGUCAUCCGUAAAUGCUUAGAGCAAGCUGCAUUAGUCAACUAUACCCGUCUCUCAGAGUAUGCCAAAAUUGAAGGGAAAAAGAGAGAAAUGUAUGAGCAUCCUGUCUUCUGCUUGGCCUCUCAAGUGAUGGAUUUAACCAUUCAGAAUCAAAAGGACACAGAAAAUGUAGGCCGCUUAAUCACUCCUGCCAAAAAACUAGAAGACACAAUACGCCUGGCGGAAUUAGUCAUUGAAGUCCUCCAGCAAAAUGAAGAGCACCAUGCAGAGGGGAAAGAGCCCCAUGUUGAUAAAGGAGAAGCCUUUGCGUGGUGGUCAGACUUAAUGGUGGAGCAUGCUGAGACGUUCCUGGCAUUGUUUGCAGUGGACAUGGAUGCCGCCUUGGAGGUGCAGCCCCCAGACUCAUGGGACAGCUUCCCACUGUUUCAACUGCUCAAUGACUUCCUUCGUAGUGAUUAUAACUUGUGCAAUGGAAAAUUUCACAAACACCUGCAGGACCUGUUUGCCCCACUUGUGGUUAGAUAUGUCGAUUUGAUGGAGUCCUCAAUUGCACAGUCAAUUCACAGGGGCUUUGAACGGGAAUCGUGGGAGCCAGUAAAGAGUUUAACCAGUACCCUACCCAAUGUGAAUCUACCUAAUGUGAAUCUACCCAAAGUACCCAAUCUACCAGUUAACAUCCCUCUAGGCAUCCCACAAAUGCCUACUUUUUCGGCACCGUCAUGGAUGGCUGCUAUCUAUGAUGCUGAUAAUGGAUCAGGCACCUCUGAAGAUCUCUUCUGGAAACUUGAUGCUCUACAGACUUUCAUUAGGGAUUUGCACUGGCCUGAGGAAGAGUUUGGAAAACACCUAGAACAACGUCUGAAACUGAUGGCAAGUGAUAUGAUUGAGUCCUGUGUGAAAAGAACCAGGAUUGCAUUUGAAGUUAAGCUGCAAAAAACCAGCCGAUCGACAGAUUUCCGAGUCCCACAGUCAAUAUGCACCAUGUUUAAUGUUAUGGUUGAUGCCAAGGCCCAAUCAACAAAACUUUGCAGUAUGGAAAUGGGCCAAGAGCAUCAAUACCAUUCAAAAAUAGAUGAACUAAUUGAAGAAACUGUUAAAGAAAUGAUAACACUCUUAGUCGCAAAGUUUGUCACAAUCCUGGAAGGCGUGCUGGCCAAAUUAUCCAGAUAUGAUGAAGGAACUUUGUUCUCGUCUUUCCUUUCAUUUACUGUGAAGGCAGCUUCCAAGUAUGUGGACGUCCCUAAGCCUGGGAUGGACGUUGCCGAUGCCUACGUGACAUUUGUCCGCCACUCUCAGGAUGUCCUCCGUGAUAAGGUCAAUGAGGAGAUGUAUAUAGAAAGGUUAUUUGAUCAAUGGUACAACAGUUCCAUGAACGUGAUUUGCACCUGGUUGACAGACCGGAUGGAUUUGCAACUUCAUAUUUACCAGCUGAAAACACUUAUUAGGAUGGUAAAGAAAACCUAUAGGGACUUCCGAUUGCAAGGGGUGCUGGACUCCACCUUAAACAGUAAAACGUACGACACAAUCCGAAACCGACUUACUGUAGAAGAAGCCACAGCCUCAGUGAGCGAGGGCGGGGGCCUUCAGGGCAUCACGAUGAAGGACAGUGAUGAAGAAGAUGAAGAAGAUGAUUAAAACAUAUUCCCCGUCCUAGAGGCCCUCUAAGACAUAGCCUUGUAAUCAAUGCAUGCCCCUAGUCUCUUAUUCAGUUAUAGCCACAUUAGGGGAAUUUUCCGUCCACUCUAAAUGCCCAUGAGAAGUUUACCAAUAGCUGUGUGGUACCGAGAUUAGCACCUCCAUUUGAUUCAUUGGUUCCUUGGGUUAGUAACUGUAAAUUCAAAGCAAUAUGGAGCAACAUUGUUUAAAAACAGUUCAUGGAGAAUGCACAGACCAACUGCUCGGUAUGUCCCUGUCCUAAGCAGAAUUAAAUGAUGCUACCUUAGCAUCCUGUUUCCACAUUGAUGGCAAAUUGUGGUAAAGAUGAGUGCCUCAAGUACUAUUCAUUUCCUUGUUUCUUUUCAUGUGGAUCCUGACUGCAUAAACAAAUACACAAAUAAAAAUGCUUUGUUGUU